Molecule: messenger RNA, 3839 nt
Organism: Zymoseptoria tritici IPO323
Lineage: Eukaryota; Fungi; Ascomycota; Dothideomycetes; Mycosphaerellales; Mycosphaerellaceae
Exons: 3
Coding region: 1-3672 (1223 amino acids)
Biological process (GO): exocytosis; maintenance of cell polarity; endocytosis
Cellular component (GO): intracellular membrane-bounded organelle; membrane; cytosol
Molecular function (GO): sterol binding; protein binding
Source: RefSeq, a predicted model, not a curated record
AUGUCAGACUCAUCCUCUGCCACGCCGCACAAGCGGAAUAAAUCCUCAAUCUCACGAGUCCUCCACCGUAUCGGCAGCAGAGGAGACGUCCCAACUCUGAAAUCAAUCUCCACCGAGAACCACGACGACGGCGGCAGCAUGGCGAACUCCGACAAUCCCGUGCACCUCUCGCCUUCACGAACCUCGAUGCAGUCGAACCGGCCGCACCUUUCUACCACCAUGACCAACCCGCAAACAUCGUCUCAGAAUCCAUACUCGCCGGUCGAGUCCAGUUCGCUAGCCACGAGCUCCACAACACAAGGUGCGACUUUGGAACAAAGCGUACGCCUGUUCAAGGUAUUCGAGGCCCUACGCAGUGGAGACACAUCCGCGAUAGCCAAGGCAACUCGCUCUGAUGGAGAAGCGAAGCUGGAGGGAACCACGAUACUACACCUCGCCAUACAGUGUGCAGAGACAUCGAUGAUCGAGUACGUUCUCACGCAGCAAGAUACGGACGUCAACGCAAAAGAUAAGGAUGGGAACACACCUCUGGCUGUCGCUGCAUCACUCGGCCGAUUAGCAGUUGUUAAGAUUUUGCUGGAGCAUAACGAGAUCAACGAUUCGAUUGCGAAUUACCAAGGCAAGACUGCACUAGAUUUGGCUCGUAACCCAGAGAUCUUCCAGCUCCUGCAGCUGGCAAGAUCGGUGUACAUCGACAGCAACGUUCGGCACAUCCAGCAGUUGGUUUCGGCUGGAGACUACGAGGCUCUUGAACAGGUGCUAAACGACACACGAGUGCAAUCUACCCUUGAUCUCAACGGCCCAGAACUAGCCACAGACCCGGCUACGACAUCGGAUGGAGGCAGUCUGCUGCAUGAGGCGGCCAGGAAGAAGGACGUCAAGUUGGCACAGCUCCUUCUGCUGAACGGCGCGGACCCAUUCCGUCGAGACCGAAGGGGAAAGCUGCCACAGGAUGUCACCAAAGACGAUCGCACAAAGGCGAUACUGAAGAAAUCUCCGGCCGCAGCGGCUGCACAGCGAAGCAUUCAAGAGAAGACAAUCCUCGGCGAUGGCGGGCUUGCUGCUGGAGCUCCAACCGAUGGUGGGCCAGGGAGUAAGGAGAGCAGAGAGAUGAAAGGAUAUCUCAAAAAGUGGACAAAUUACACCUCAGGUUACAAGUUGCGCUGGUUCGUGCUUGAGGAUGGUGUGCUUUCGUACUACAAACACCAGGACGAUGCUAGCAUGGCUUGCAGAGGUGCCAUCAACAUGCGGAUCGCAAAGCUGCACAUGGAUCCCAAGGAUAAGCUACAUUUCGAGAUACACGGAAAGAGCUCGGUCAGAUACGACAUGAAGGCAAACCAUCAAAUCGAAUGCAAACGGUGGUUCUGGGCUUUGAACAAUGCCAUUCAGUGGGCGAAAGAUGAGGCCAAGUCUGAGAUGAAGCGAGAGCACAAAGAAGCAAACGCCAGGCAUGAGCAGUUGGAAAAAUUGAAGACCAACAACACGGAAAAUGGCAAUGGUGCAUCGACGCUCCAUCCCGCCGCGGCGGCAAGCGUGGGCGUCGGAUCGACUUCUCAAUUCGGCGGAAGCAUUGCAGGUGAUGGAAUGAGCACCUAUGAGCCCAGCGAAGCGGAUGGUGUGAGUCAGACGAGACCGAUCGGCCGAGCAAACUCUGGUACCGUCGAUGGUGAGGACGACGACGACCAAUAUGGUGAUGAUGCAAGCAACUAUGAACCUCAACCGGCCAACAAGGACGCUUUCAGUAUCACUGCUCAGUCAGCUAAGCUGCAAUUGGAUCUCCUGGAGCAAGUUUCCGCCGCUCUGAAAAGCGAAAUCGCAAACAACCCGGAAAUGGCCAUCGGACAUGCCACCGUUGCGCAAGCAUUGUCAUCCUACGAAAAUGCAGUUGGCAAUCUCAAGUCUAUGCUCAUGGAUCUGCUGAGGAUUUCCAAGGACCACGAGGCGUACUGGCAAUAUCGAUUGGAGCGCGAGCAGAAUAUCCGAAGACUGUGGGAAGACUCCAUGGCCAAGGUCGCACAGGAGCAGGAGACGCUUGAAAACCGCAUCGGCGAGUCUGAGGAUAAACGUCGGAAAACGAAAAAGGCUCUCAAGGAGGCUCUUGAGGGGACAGCUUCACGAUCCGUCUCGCAGUCAAACGUCCUCUCGGCGAAAGAAUCUGAACUCGGUGUUCCUGCUGCUACCUCCAUCCAACGACGGCCGACCAUCGCCGAGCUUACGAACAACGAGGUCUCCGAUGAUGACAGCGAGGUCGAGGAAGAGUUUUUCGAUGCCAUUGAUGCCGGCGAAGUCGAGGUCCUCGAAACGAUGCCAAGUCCAUCCCUCCAACCCCGACAGCCUGAGCACACUCUGGAUGCCAAGCUCGACGGUGCAGCGGAGCCGGCUGAGAGCGAUCGUGACCAAAGAGCCAAGGAGAUCUCGAAAAGCUACAAGGGCUACGAAGACGGUUUCAGAAAGCGACUGAAGCUGGACGCUGACAACAGGCCGAAGGUCGGACUUUGGGGCAUCUUGAAAUCUAUGAUUGGCAAGGACAUGACGAAGAUGACUUUACCAGUGUCAUUCAAUGAACCAACAUCGCUUCUGUACCGUGUUGUCGAGGAUAUGGAGUACGCCGAUCUACUGAACGUGGCUGCUGAUCGCGAUGACUCGACCGAGCGCUUGGUAUUUGUUGCUGGGUUCGCCGCGUCCGAGUACGCCAGCACGAUUGGCAGAGUGGCGAAGCCUUUCAACCCGCUUCUCGGCGAGACCUACGAAUAUGUUCGACCGGACCUGAACUACCGCUUCUUCAUCGAGCAGGUUACACAUCACCCGCCGGUCGGUGCAGCUUUCGCCGACAGUCCAAAGUGGACGUACUACGGCGAAUCUGCAGUCAAAUCUAAGUUCUACGGAAAGUCAUUCGAAUUCAAUCCUCUUGGUACCUGGUUCCUGCAUCUCCGACCGUCGAAUGGAGCACCAGAGGAGCUCUAUACAUGGAAGAAGGUCACCUCCAGCGUCGUUGGCAUCAUCACCGGCAACCCUCAAGUCGACAACUACGGUCCGAUGGAAGUCAAGAACUGGACGACCGGUGAGGUCUGCUACCUCGACUUCAAGCCCAAAGGCUGGAAAGCCAGCUCCGCUUUCCACGUCACCGGCAAGGUCGUCGAUGCUGAUGGCAAAACCCGCUGGAGCAUCGGCGGUCGCUGGAACGACAAGAUUUACGCCCGUCUCACGCCAGGUUUCGAAGGCUCCGUCGAGCCGCCCACCGAUGCCUCUCACAGCAAGAGCUCUAACAACCAAGCCUUCCUCGUCUGGGAAGCACAUCAUCGUCCACCACCCGGCGAAAUCCCAUUCAACGUCACGCCCUUUGUCGUCACGCUUAAUGAUCUCCCCGAUCGUCUUCGACCCUUACUUCCACCUACCGACUCUCGUCUACGACCUGAUCAGCGCGCCAUGGAAGAAGGCGAGUACGAUUUCGCUGCGACGGAGAAGACUCGCGUCGAGGAAGGACAAAGGGCAAGACGCAGGGCGCGAGAGGCGAAGGGAGAGGAGUUUACUCCGAGAUGGUUCACGAGGGAGAAACAUCCGAUUACUGGUGAGGAUUACUGGAAGUUUAACAACCAGUAUUGGAGGGUUCGGGAUGAGGUCGCAGAGGGGAAGAAGAAGUGGGAGGAGGAGAGGUUGGAAGAGAUCUUCUAGAUGAUGCAGUGAUCAUCGACUGGAACGAGCAUGCAUUGCUCAGAAGACGCUUCGCUUCAAUGGCGAUGGAGAGGCGCUGCUACAUUUACGUACGAUAAUUUAUCACGAAGUCCUUGACGACAGCCAGAGGAUGCAUAUCUCUCAGACCAGCGUAACUUCCUGUUCCA